CGGUGACAUCACAGUUGAGUUGGACCAAAGCUCACUUGGUGAUUGUUGGAAAGAGUAACGAGGACGGUUUAGGAGCAGUAACAGGAGCUCAGCCCGUCUCUCUCCUGUCUGCAGUCGUGCAUGUGAACUGCAUCAGCAGAGUGCAUGCAUACUGCAUCUGCAACAGCAGAGUCGCAGCAUCAGAACACUGCAGUGAAAUCCGGCUCCUGAACACACCCUGCUGCAGAGCUCCAGCACCACCACCACACUGACAGCUCCAGCUCCACCCUGCUGCAGCCUGCAGAGCUCCGGCACCACCACCACACUGACAGCUCCAGCUCCACCCUGCUGCAGCCUGCAGAGCUCCAGCACCACCACCACACUGACAGCUACAGCUCCACCCUGCUGCAGCCUGCAGAGCUCCAGCACCACCACCACACUGACAGCUACAGCUCCACCCUGCUGCAGCCUGCGGAGCUCCGGCACCACCACCACACUGACAGCUCCAGCCGGCUGCAGGACACCUCCACCGGCCACAGCAGAGACGAAGAGACCGGCGAGCUGCUGGAACACCUCCGAGCAGCAGGAUGGAUGAGAAAGACCCGACGCCUGCACCAGGGACACUGUCCCCGGGCCAGCUGCAGUCCCACCUCAAGAUGGAGCCCAAGACUCUGGGGGCGAUCCAGAUCGUCAUCGGGGCUCUGAUCUUCUGUCUCAGUGCCUCCGUGCUGCAGAUCCACGAGGUCCACUUCACGGGAGAUGUGGCCCUCAUCAUGGUUGUUGUCAUAGAGGUGACCUUGUCUGGUUCAGUGUUGGUCCACAGUGGGAGGAAACCGACUCUGUUCUGGGUGAAAUGUGUUCUGGUGCUGCACCUCAUCAGCGCUGCGUUUGCCACUGCUGCCCUGGGUCUGAUGUCCCAACACCUGCCCUACCGCCAGGACUCCUACCACUGUGAACACUGCCGCAGACUGGAGCUACAUGCCGUGCAACAUUGUUUCAGGAAAUGCACCGGGCUGAUCGAGCAAAAGUGUAAACUGCUGAUUGACGGGAUCUUGGGGACGCUGGUGAUCUUCCUGGUGCUGGAGCUGUUGAUCUGCAUCACCGCGAUGCUGUUUGGACUCAGCGUCCUCGCUGCUGGUGGAACCCAGGCUUCCAGCCAGAGACCUGUCUAUCCACAGACGCGCCCCCCACCUGUUCCAGCUGUGCAGGCUAUUCCAGCUGUGCAGGUUGCUCCGGCUGCAGCCGAGCCAUUUCAGGUGGCCGUAGUUGUGACUGAACCCGACUCGGAUCAGGUGGAGGAAAUCUCCACCCCGCCCACUGAACCCCAGGUGGAGCCGAUAUAAGCUGUGACCCCCCCAGAGAACCUGAACUCAACACACACACUGCUCCCUGUGGUGUCAUGUCAUGUCAGUCAGAGUGUAAAUAUGGAUGUGAACUGGGAAGAACUAUUCCUCCCCGCCCCCCAGUGUUCAUUAGAAUUAGGAUUUCAUUCAUUUCCCAUUUAGCUUGAAUGACUCGUGUAUCACAGUGACAACAAAUGUGCUGAUGGCAGCCGUCCACGGUAAUAAAACACAAUAAGUCAAAAGAUAAAUGUGAGUGUCCCAACAAGUUGUCACUGUGUCCUUUCACUUCUGGCAUGACAUGAACACAGAACCAGUAGCAUCACUGCUGCACCUACAAUACAGGAUGUUGUGGUUAUGAUAUGGAUCUGUGUCACUAGUAAUGCUGAUAUAUUCUUCAAAUAAUAAGAUAACUAAAAUAAGUAGAGAGAAAUAAGAAUAAUAGAGCUUGAACAGCGAGGGGUCACCUUUAAGAUUACGUAGUAGGACGGUGGUUCUCAAACUCUGGUCCACGUACCACCGGUGGUCCGCGUGCUCUCUGUAGUGGUACGCGGAGGAAUCUCUGACUAUCGAUUCCUCUUAUUGAUGCUUUCCCACGGUUAUGCUGCACAAUGACGCAGACGCACGCUGCAUCAUGUUUCAGUUAGUUUGGGACCGGAGACACGGUGAAGAGAUAAUAAAGCUCUCAGCAGCAUGGAGCUACUAAACCUGAGGGGAUGCAUCCUGUUUCUACCUGAUAAAGAGACACUGAGAACAACAAACCUGUGUUGAAACAGCAGGAGGAGAGUUAGUAACGUUAGCUGUUAGCAGCCGUUAGCAGCUCAGUCCAGACUGGAUGAAUACCGGAGAUACCAACGUUAACGGGGGUGCCAUUGAGUUAUUGUUAUGAGGCGUUUAAAUUCUGCUCAGGCUCAGGAAAAAGGACUAUUAAGUGAAGGUAAAUUACAACGUUAUCAUGAUGUGUUCGAAUGUAAUCUGGUAAAAUGUAGUUUUUGGUAAGAAACUUGAAUAAAUCCAGUUGUUUGAAGGAGAUGUUUGUUUUGUUAAGUUGUGUUAAUGGAAACAUUACUACCCAAAACAGUCAGUCCUGUACGGUUCAACAACUCCUGCAUAUAAUGUCAUUUUAUUAAUAAUCUGCUGUUGGAGUGAUGCUCAGUAGAAUAAAUGCUGAACAAUAAGUGCGUAGUUUGUUUUCUAUAAAUGAAUGUAGUGAUAAAAUAGAGGUUACGUCUGACAGAAUUUGUUUGGCCCCCGGCAACAAUCUGGGUUUCUCAUGUGGCCCCCCAGGAAGAAUAAUGUCCCAGCCCCACUCCCCCCCCGGUCAUAAUGGUUGUACUCGGAGAGUCAAAUAUUUUCUGAGGUGGUACGUGGUGUAGAAAGUUUGAGAACCACUGUAGUAGGAUAUAUUCACUUCACUAAUAGCCAUGUGCACAUCUUGUUUUAAAUUACAGUAAAAGCAGAUUCAAUAUGUAACAUUUUGUUUUUCAAAGAUCUUAAACCUCUUUUGAAUCCGCCAUAUUUGACUGUUGAAAUAAGAUUGUGUUGUUGUUGUUAUCUGGUUAUAUAAAACCUUUUAUUGAGUUCAUGCUUUUUAAAACGGGUCUUCCUGAUGCCAACCCAGAAUUCAUUAAUGAAAGAGUAUUACAGCAUCUACUGUCUACUAUCAAUCAUUCAUUGUUGGUUAUCUGUUAUCUGUUAUCUUAAUUCAAACUUAAAGGAGGACUGCAGUGUUAAAGCUGAGAGACAGCAGAGGGUGAAAUAUUCAGACUUUUAGUCCCGAGUAUGAAUCAAGCUCCAAAAAACACUACAUGUAUCCUACAUGUCCCAUAAUGCCAAUAAACCUUCCCACCCUU
Sebastes umbrosus (honeycomb rockfish) is the source of this 3172-nucleotide messenger RNA. RefSeq lists its product as uncharacterized. Lineage: Eukaryota; Metazoa; Chordata; Actinopteri; Perciformes; Sebastidae. The transcript has 10 exons. Gene Ontology annotation, cellular component: membrane. The record is from RefSeq and is a predicted model, not a curated record. The coding region runs from base 567 to 1322 and encodes 251 amino acids.